GACCGGGAGUAUCCCCCCGCCUUGGACGGGAGGGACCCUGCCUUCCUUCUGCGAGGAAGAAGGGGCCGAGCCACCCUGCUCCCCGCCCCGGAGGGGGUGAGAGCCGUCCUGCUCGGCGCCGGGGGCUCGGCGGGGCAGGGUGCCCGGGCCGUUCCCUCGCUGCGGCCGCCGUCUAUGGGGCACUAGUGAGCCGCCCUCCAGCGCCGGGAGACGACGCAGCCCCGGCGGGCAGGGCUGGGCCGGGGGGGCCGUGCGGCGGGUGGCACCCCCCUUCUCUCUUCCUCCUCCUCCUCCUCUUCUUCCUCCUCCUCCUCUUAACUUGGCCACGGCGGCGCGGGGCGGUGCGCUUCGCCCUGCGCCGGCGGCGGGGGAUGUGCGGGCGGCGCCGGGAUGGCUUCGGCCGUGUUUGAGGGCACCUCGCUGGUAAACAUGUACGUGCGGGGCUGCUGGGUGAACGGCAUCCGGCGGCUCAUCAUCAGCCGGCAGGGCGACGAGGAGGAGUUCUACGAGAUCCGCACCGAGUGGUCGGACCGCAACAUCCUCUACCUGCACCGCAGCUACUCCGACCUCGGCCGCCUCUUCAAGCGACUCCUCGACUCCUUCCCUGAGGACCGGCCCGAGCUGUCCCGCUCCCCCUUGCUCCAAGGGCUCAUCACAAUAAAAGAAGCCCAUGAUAUAGAAGCCAGACUUAAUGAAGUGGAAAAGCUUCUGAAGACUAUUAUAAACAUGCCCUGGAAGUAUUCAAGGUCUGAAGUUGUCCUCACAUUCUUUGAAAGAUCUCCUUUGGACCAAGUUCUAAAAAAUGACAAUGUCCAUAAAAUUCAGCCAAGCUUUCAAAGUCCAGUUAAAAUAUCAGAAAUCAUGCGAUCAAAUGGAUUCUGUUUAGCCAACACUGAAACCAUAGUCAUUGACCACAGUAUACCUAAUGGAAAAGAGAAGCACCUGGAUGUAGAUUCAGCAGAACAUUUGUUUGAAAGUGUUAGUGACUUUACCUCAGAGCUGGAAGACAGUGAUGAUCCAACAGCUUAUGUCACCAAUUUGACAUACUACCACCUGGUCCCAUUUGAGACUGACAUUCUGGACUGAGGCUGCUCAGUGGUGCAGUCAGCCAGCGUCCAGCCAACCUCAUCGUCCAUAGGCUCUGCUAUCUCGGCGUUGCAUCUCUGUGUAUAAGGCUGUGCAGACAAGACCAACAGCAGGGAAGCUGCAGCAAGAGCACCACAAAGCUGGUUUUGUAGUGUGGUCCUCUGUUGUGUGUUAUGGAGACAUCUAGUAAGGAGUUAUCUGCUUUGCUGCUGACAACAAACUCACUUUCUGUGAAAGCAAGGCAGUAGAGGCUUCCUGGGGAUCAAGGAAAUCUCUGCUAUGUCCAUGGGAAUUGCCACCCUGAUGCAGCUGUAGCACACUGUCACCCGUGCUCCCUGUGGUGCAAGUUGAGACCUCCCCUUUUAGGAUACCACCAGGAACUUCCUCAGAUGGCGUGACCACACUUUUUAUGCUUUGUAAACAGGAAGACAAGCAAACCAGCUGAACUUUGCCAGUUCCCUCUGCAGUUGCUUAAUGGAGGUCUCGUGGGUCGCUUUUUGCUCAGCUACCGGAUGACUGGUGCCUUACACGAGAUGUCAGAAAUACCACUGAGUGCCUCCAGGAAACAAAACACACGAGCUGACAGCUUUACUUCUUUUAAUCAUGGGCUUUUGUAUAAUCACUGAAAGGGCGACUGCUCCUUCCUGGAAUAGUAAAGCAGACAGCAGCUGGCGUUGCAAUGAACUGUGCAUGAUGUUUGGGUACCCGGAUGAUUUCAGAAGUCUGAAAGCUAAUGGGAAAGCUGAGCUGCUCUGCUAAGAAGGGUCAAGGCUAUGGCAGGCACUUCGAUAAUUUUUUUUUUCAUGUGGACCAGCGUAUGUGAAUGGUGCUUACAGAUGUUUACAUCAGAGAGAUAAUUCCCUAUGCAUAUUUCUUCCCAGAGGAUGGGAAGGAAGACACUGAGAUUUAUGUUGUGUUUGGACUGAAAAGGAAUGAUAAGCUGCAGUGUGCCUGCAGUGGUAGGAAAAACAGUCUCUCCAUUGCCACCCUGUCUCAAGGAGUCUGUCCAGCUUUCUGAGAUCUUCCUGGAGGGGUCAGCUGCAGGCCUCGUUGUUGUGUAAUGCCACAGAUUUCAGCACAGACAGGACAGUGGGAGCAAGAGUGGGAUUGGACCCUGCAGCCUCUUGACUGUUGAGUAGUGCAAUGUUAAAGUCUCCUCGGGGUCUCUCCCUGGCAGAGCACCCCAAAUUCCCGGCUCUCAUUGUGAGUGCUCAAUACUCACCAACACGACCUUUCAUCGAGCUUUUUGCCAUCCUUUUGCAAAUAUUAUUUUGAAGGGAUUGAAAUGGGAAGAAAUGCAUUUUUGGACAUGUUUCUUGGAAAACAGGCUUGCUUGGUCCUGAAGAAGCUGAUAUAACUCCCUUCUGCAGACUUUUUGUUUCUAUCUAUAGAAUAACAGUCAAAUGGAAUUUGUUAAUGUAAAUAAUAAAUUAUUGAGAAUCCUAAUUCUUUUACACAGUAUGUUUUUAAAAUAUAUUUUAAUGAAAUGAAAUAAAAUAUAACUCACCUUCAGUACA
This is a messenger RNA of Corvus hawaiiensis (hawaiian crow), 2603 nucleotides long. RefSeq names its product PX domain containing 1 (gene PXDC1). Bases 391 to 1086 code for a protein of 231 amino acids. Gene Ontology annotation, molecular function: phosphatidylinositol binding. The record is from RefSeq and is a predicted model, not a curated record. NCBI's taxonomy places the organism in Eukaryota, Metazoa, Chordata, Aves, Passeriformes, Corvidae. The transcript has 5 exons.